AGUACUUGUUUAGUGUUGCUGACGAGACGCUGAUUUUUAUGGCCACUUUCCUCGUGGAAUAAGCCACACUCGUUGAAAAGUACCUAACUCUCAGUCUACAGAAACAUGUCUAAACUAAAGUCGUUUCGUGUAUUUUUAAAUGAGCGUUUAACGGUGGCUGCUGUGGAGAUUUUCGGGGCAGCUGAGAAAACGGUAGUGGAGUACCAGGAGGAGAAUGAUCGUCUACGGAGACUGCUGCGGAUCACACCGGAGAUAAAACUAUAUAGAAUAGACCUGCAGCUCUCUCUUUCUGUCUCUGAAGAGGGGGUUCCCUCUGAGCAGCAGCACUGUGAGCAGGAGUGGAGCCCCAGUCAGGGGCAGCAGGAUCCAGAGCCCACGCAGAUUAAAGAGGAACAGGAGGAACUCAGGACCAGUCAGGAGGAAGAGCAGCUUCAAGGGCUCUUUGAUACAAAAGAUUCCGUAUUCACUCCUCCUUAUGUGAAAAGUGAACUUGAUCAGGAGGACCCACUUCACAAAGCCAAACUAGCUGAAUACCCAACUCUCAGUCGACUGAAAAUGUCUAAACUAGAGUCGUUUCGUGUGUUUUUAAAUGAGCGUUUAAAGGCAUCUGCUGCUGUGGAGAUUUUCAGGGCAUUUGAGAAAAUGAUAGCGGAGUACCUGGAGGAGAAUGAUCGUCUCCGGAGACUGCUGCGAAUCACACCGGAGAUAAAACUAUGUAGAAUAGACUCCCUGCAGCUCUCUCUUGCUGUUUCUGAAGAGGAGGUUCCCUCUGAGCAGCAGCGCUGUGAGCAGGAGUGGAUCCCCAGUCUGCAGCAGGAGGACCCAGGGCCCACACAGAUUAAAGAGGAACAGGAGGAACUGGGGACCAAUCAGGAGAAAGAGCAGCUCUUUGAUGCCGAAGACUCCAUAUUCCCUCCUCCCUGUGUGAAAAGUGAAUGUGAUCAGGAGGAUCCACUUCAGGGCUGGACUCUUCCCCAAACCCAGACUGUGGCGAAUAGAGAGAGUGACACUAAAUCAGUGGAGCUCACACCUUUUGUAACAGUGACUCACAUAAAGGAUUUCAAAAUUCCCUGUGACCCUCCAGAUUAUCAAAACAAUGGCUCCAGCCACAGCUCAGCCGAAAACUGCGACCCAGUAGGACUUGACAGCAGCCCAAAAUUGCAUCCUAGCCCACUAUUGGAUCCAAACCUAUCAAUGGGGGAACAUUAUUCCAAACUUAGCAACAUGUCUAAAAAAAAACACCGCUGCCAUGACUGUGGUAAAAAGUUUGCUCUGAAACCAGACUUGCAGAAUCAUUUGACUCUCGCCAAGAAGAGACUCGGCGAAUGUCAGUUUUGCAAAAAACGCUACAACUCCACUUGUGAACUGAAGACCCAUGUCCGACUCUGUCAAGGUGGAAAACCCUGCACCUGCCCUGUGUGUGGCAAGACCUUCAAAGAAACAACAUUUCUGUCCAGGCACAUGAGGAGUCACACGGGAGAGGAACCAUUUAGCUGUGUUGACUGCGGUAAAAUCGUCAGUCUCAAGCAACUCACAAAUGUGGAAAUUCUGGACAUUUUUGUCAAUUCUGACAAUGAGUCUGAGUAUGAAACAGAUGAAUCAGAUUCUGACAGUGACAGUAAGGAGCUGCCGCCAAACCUCAUGGGCAUUGAGAACCCUGAAUCUGAGGACCCCUUGACCAUCGACAAAGUCCCAGGUCCCUCUGAAGAUGCUGGUGGUGAUGGAGGCAGACCAACAGUGGGUGAAGUACAGGAGGUCUGUGGAAGCUGGAAGGCCACCAGCCAUUUCACCCCUCCUGGCCUUGCUGUUGGCUUUGAUGAGUCCCAGUCUGGAGUAAAAAGCCCCUUGCCAACUCCCUCUCCAGCAGAGUGCUUCAAGCUGUUUCUGACAGAGAAGCUGGUGGGAGACAUAGUGGAGGAGACUAAUCGCUAUGCCUUGGAGCUACAGGAGAAGAGAGAGCCAGGAGUGAGGGGGAAACUCGCUAAAUGGGUGACAACCACAAUUAGUGAAAUGUAUACCUUCCUAGUGACAGUCCUUCUCAUGGGAAUAGUGAAGAAGAACUCUCUAAGGGAUUACUGGAGCACAGAUCCUAUGUUUGCAACUCCCUUCUUUGCCACCCUCUUUUCCCAAGAUCGCUUCCUAGUCCUGCUGCGAUGCCUGCAUUUCGUCAACAAUGCUACUGCCAACCUAAAUGACCCCUUACACAAAAUAAGAACUGUUCUUACCAGCCUGACAUCUGCAUUCAGUCAGGUCUUUAUGCCAUACAAGGACUUGUGCAUUGACGAGUACUUGAUGUUAUGGAAGGGUAGGCUGGCAUUUCGUCAGUACAUUCCCUCCAAAAGGCACAGGUUUGGGGUGAAGUUCUUUUUUUUGUGCGACGUGAAGACAGGAUUUGUCCAGGACAUUCUAGUUUACACAGGGUCCACCACUGACGUCCAACAUUAUGAGGGGCUUGGGGUGUCCGGGUCCGUGGUGAUGACCAUGCUGGCUCCUCAUCUCGGGAGGGGCCACACUUUGUAUGUGGACAAUUGGUACAGCAGUCCAACACUCUUCCAGCAUCUGUUCUCCAACAGCACAGGGGCCUGUGGCACAGUCCAAUCAAGCAGGAAGGGGAUGCCGUCAUUUGGAAGCAGGAAGAUGCAGAGGGGGGAGGUGGAGUUCAAGGAGAACGGUCAGCAGCUGGCAGUAAAGUGGCAUGACAAACGAGACAUCCAUGUCCUCUCCACUGUCCAUACAGCAACCAUGUCGGCCACAGGGAAGUUUGACCACCUGACGGGAGAGAGACACAUCAAACCAGACUGUGUGCUUGACUAUAACCGCAAAAUGGGGGCAGUGAAUAAGGCAUACAUGAUAAACCGCUUUGUGGCAUGCGCCUGGAAAACCACCAAGUGGUAUAAGAAGAUAUUUUUCCAACUGAUCGACACUGCUGUCCUCAAUGGCCACAUAGUUCACCGCCAGCUAUCAGGUGAGGUGAUUACCUACCAAAAGUACAGAGAGAACCUCAUGAGAGAGCUGCUGGAGGAGCACCACACCCCUCGGCGUCCACCCACUGGGGGCCGUCCUGCUGCAGACAAUCCCUUACGCCUCAAUGCCCGGCAUUUUCCCUCAAAUGUACCUCAAACUGCUGCACAAGGUAGUCGUACACGGAGGCACUGCAAAGUCUGCCUUUCCAGCACCAGGAGGAGGAAGCAGAGGAAGUUGACAAAGUACAUGUGUGUACCUUGUGACAUACCCCUGUGUGUUGCGCCGUGCUUUGGGGAGUACCAUACGCUCAAGCACUAUUGAGCACAUCUGCAGCAAUUACUGACUGACUGAAUUGAAAGGUGACCUGCCAUGAUACAAUGACUUUAGGGGUGGGGAUGCAGUUUUUGUUCAACCGCUACGUGAAUAUUGAAUUAUGGGCUAGGCAUGUUUGUAAUGAAAUGACAGUUGUCAUAGUUUUUCUUUCAUUUCUCCCUCCAGUAAAACUGUAAAGAAGUGUAUGUUCAAAGAAUAUGUUGUUAGAAUACAAAAGCUAGCCUCACUCUUCAUGAACAAAGAUGUCAGCAACUCCACUUCCAGUGAUGUUGGCAAAUUACGUUCAAUGUUGUUUGUUUCUGAAAGUAAAUAAUAUAGAUGAAUGAUUAGUAAUUACAGUAGAAUAUCAGGAGUUAGCAAUAAAACAACAUUACAAUGAAGUAACAUUACACUGCAAUAAGAAUAAUAAACUGCAUUUACAACAUGA
Molecule: messenger RNA, 3724 nt
Organism: Oncorhynchus gorbuscha (pink salmon)
Lineage: Eukaryota; Metazoa; Chordata; Actinopteri; Salmoniformes; Salmonidae
Product: piggyBac transposable element-derived protein 4-like
Exons: 4
Coding region: 106-3285 (1059 amino acids)
Source: RefSeq, a predicted model, not a curated record